Molecule: messenger RNA, 873 nt
Organism: Cladocopium goreaui
Lineage: Eukaryota; Dinophyceae; Suessiales; Symbiodiniaceae
Source: the annotation of a GenBank genome assembly
AUGGUUGUCCCAGCCCACGCUAUGUCAGUGUGGAGGUGCAUGGUAUCGGGCUUCUUGCAGAGAGUCUCAGCACCGUGGUCGAGGCCGUCUUCCUGGCGAUGCCGAGAUUGUCGCCAUUUCAGCGAUGCUAUGGACCACAGUUUGCUUCCUCGCGUGAGAAUGCCAUUUUCUCAUGUCGAUGCAGCUGUCUCCUCGUACUUCACUGGAUCUCAAGGCCCAAGUCUCCAAAAGAUGGCCGCUCAUGGUGGUCGCAGCAAGUCUUCCCUUCAAAAGAUGCGCUCAGCACUUCUUGGAGCAGGAGCACUAUGUGCAGAGAAGAUCCAAAGGAAGAGACGCUUGACUGGCUUGCUGGAGGCCGAUGCUACAUCUUUGCGGAAGAUGAGGUUGGGAAAGACGAGGACGCUGCGCUACUUCCAAGCCUUUGGUGUGGUGAAGCGCGAAAAGCGCCAUGCUGAUGCCAGGAACUUUGGCAAACCACCACUGGAAAAUGCGCAAAGCAAUGAACGUGCAGGCCUGUUUGAUCUUCUGGCCCCUUCGUGGGUCUCCUGCGCCACCAUUGGAUGCUAUCCUUUUUUGGAGCCCAAGGUUUGCUUGGAUGGGGAGGCACCGCUUCCUGAGCCAAAUCUACGACUGCUGCCGGCGGGAGUCCUGCUGACCACCCAGCAGCUGCAUGUCUUGGUGGAGGACGCCUGUCAUGUCUUGAAGUAUGAGGAGUUUAGGGCAGUGGAGGCUCCAGAGUCGUCAGCUCUGGUCACAAUCAGUUCAGCUUCGGGCAUAUGGCAGCUGCACGUACGCUGUGAAAGCGAGCGCAAUGAGCUUGUGCACUUGUUGAGGCGCGGUCCAUGGGCUGGUGUGUCUUGUUGUGCCGCUUAG